Molecule: messenger RNA, 1934 nt
Organism: Sphaerulina musiva SO2202
Lineage: Eukaryota; Fungi; Ascomycota; Dothideomycetes; Mycosphaerellales; Mycosphaerellaceae
Product: MFS general substrate transporter
Exons: 23
Coding region: 41-1720 (559 amino acids)
Biological process (GO): transmembrane transport
Cellular component (GO): membrane
Molecular function (GO): transmembrane transporter activity
Source: RefSeq, a predicted model, not a curated record
UUAUACCUCUAACUUCACUUUUGCUUAUGAGUCGCGAUCCAUGUCCGGUCCUCACCUCUCUAGCGGCCUACUUCAAACCGGAAUGAUGGCGACUGCUAGUAGUGAAGAAGCAGUAGAAGACGACCGACACGAUGAACUGGAGGUCGACCAGGAUUCCACAAAUAUCAUUCGCCGAAGCAAUCAGGAUGCCAGCAAUCGGCUGCGAUUGCAGGCGGCUCGUAGUCGAUCUUCCGCCCGCUCCCAACGCUCAUAUUUGGCCGACGGUUACGGUCCCCAUUUCCCAGACGACAAAGAUGAACAGCACCCCACUGUUGAUCCCGAAAAGGCCUUUGAAGUUCGUUUCAGCGGUGAUGACGAUCCGGAUGACCCCAAGAACAUUCGAGAGGGGAAGAAGUGGAUGGUUGUGAUGAUUUGUGCUGCCAGUAGUUUGUGUGUCACUUGUGCGAGUGACAUGUAUACGAGCACGUAUAGACAGCUCGAGAGCGAGUUCCACGUCAGCAGAUUGGUUGCGACUAUUGGGUUGACGACUUACGUUUGCGGGCUAGGACUAGGCCCAAUGUUUUUGAGCCCCUUGAGCGAGUUUUACGGCAGAAGAAAUGUUUACAUCGGCGCGUACUUGCUAUUCGUCAUUUGGCUCAUACCAUGUGCCCUGGCCAAGAACAUAGCGACUAUGCUGAUUGUGCGGUUCUUUGAUGGCCUUGCGGGCUCGGCAUUUUUAAGUGUAGCAGGCGGCACGGUUGGCGAUAUGUUUCGAAGGGAGAAGCUCUCGGCGCCUAUGAUGGUCUACACAGCAUCGCCUUUUGUCGGACCAGAACUGGGUCCAGUCAUUGGAGGCUUUAUCAAUCAAUUCACCGACUGGCGAUGGACUUUUUACGUUCUCCUGAUCUGGGCCAGUAUUCAGUGGCUAUUAAUCAUUGCGUUUGUGCCAGAGACAUACGCUCCGGUUCUGCUUCGGCGCAAGGCAGUCAAAUUACGAGCUGCAACAGGUGAUGACCGUUUCAAGGCGCACAUCGAAGUGCUCGAUCGCUCGGUGUCCAAGACGGUGCUUUGGUCGUGCAUCCGACCCUUUCAGCUGCUCUUCUUCGAGCAGAUGUGCCUGAACCUCUGCCUCUUGAGUGCAAUCCUGCUGGGGGUACUCUACUUGUGCUUUGGCUCGUUCGCGCUGGUGUUUUCGACGAACCAUGGCUUCAACCAAUACCAAACCGGCCUCUCCUUCUUGGGAAUCCUGGUCGGCAUGCUGAUGGGCGUGAGCUGCGACCCGUUGUGGCGAAAGAACUAUUCCCGACUCGUGCAGAACAACGACGGGGUUUCAGAGCCUGAAUACCGGCUACCCCCGACCAUCCUAGGGGCUAUUCUUACGCCGUUGGCGCUGUUUGGAUUUGGCUGGACGACGUAUUCUCAUGUGCAUUGGAUUGUGCCGAUCAUCUUCUCUGCAGUGUUUGGCCUAGGAAACAUCUUGGCCUUCUCUGGCAUCUUCACUUUCCUCGUGGAAGCAUACCCACUCUAUGCAGCUUCAGCGCUCGCCGCCAACUCGUUCGCCAGGAGUUCAUUUGCGGCAGCGUUUCCACUUUUCGGAGUGCAACUGUACCAUCAAUUGGGAUAUCAGUGGGCCUCGAGUCUGCUUGCAUUCAUUAGUCUGGCUAUGCUUCCGUUUCCCAUCCUAUUCUUCUACAGAGGGAAAAGGAUACGGUCGCAGUCACGGUUUGCGCAGGGCGUCUAGCUCGAUGAGGAGAUUGAAUAUGCUUGUCGAUGAUGGCAUGCUGCCGAAAAUAGUCAUUAUGUAUGGUGGCACAGGCUGCACACUGCACAGUCAAUGCGAGGACCCCAGAAUACCUUACAGUACCUAGUACUACACACAGCUGAGUGCACAUAUUGAUGAUGGCUCCGCCGGGACGCAUGAACCCAGGCCAGCACGACUCUGCAGCUCAUCGGGC